Molecule: messenger RNA, 1966 nt
Organism: Actinia tenebrosa (Australian red waratah sea anemone)
Lineage: Eukaryota; Metazoa; Cnidaria; Anthozoa; Actiniaria; Actiniidae
Product: U4/U6 small nuclear ribonucleoprotein Prp31
Biological process (GO): mRNA splicing, via spliceosome; spliceosomal tri-snRNP complex assembly
Cellular component (GO): precatalytic spliceosome; U4/U6 x U5 tri-snRNP complex; U4 snRNP
Source: RefSeq, a predicted model, not a curated record
CAGACGUAAAAGAAACGAACAAUUUUCAGGAGUUUUUAGACUUUCGUUCUAAGUUUUCGCUAUCUUUUGUCAACGUUUUUGGAAAGCAGCUAUAUUUACUGUGACCCCUUAAGCUGUUGUAACUUUUGUAAGCAUUGCGUGGCUUUAGAACCCCGAAAACAGUGUUAAAACAGCGCCAAAAUGUCUUUGGCUGACGAACUAUUGGCUGAUUUGGAAGAAGCAGGAGAUGAAGGAGUCGAUAUUGAUUACAGAGACAAUGAUAAUGAUAUCGAGGAAGCUAUGGAGACAACAGACACUGGAGAUUUAGGCUCCAGAUCUGUUUGUUACGUGGCUAAACUAAGAGACAGUGAAGAACUAAGAAGUGUGUUGAGUAGCAUCACAGAGUUCAGUAACCAGUCACGUGACCAAGUAUUUGGUCCUGUAGAGGUCGACCCUGAGUACAUACUAAUUGUUAAAGCUAAUAACUUGAGUGCAGAAGUAGAUAAUGAAAUUAAUAUUAUUCAUAAAUAUUUACGUGAUUUGUACUCCAAACGAUUCCCAGAGCUGGAGUCCCUUGUGCCACAUGCAUUGGAUUACAUUCGAACUGUGGAACUCUUAGGAAAUGACUUAGAAGUAACAAAGGUUGACUUGACAGAUGUCUUACCACCAGCUACAAAAAUGGUAAUAAGUGUGACUGCAUCCACAACGCAAGGAGAAAAACUUGAAGAUGAUGAAGUGGAACGGCUUGCUGAAGCUUGUCAGAUGGUGACAGACUUACUUGAUGCAAAGCUUAAGAUUCUUGAAUAUGUAGAAUCUAGAAUGACAUUCAUUGCUCCUAACCUCUCUUUAAUUGUUGGUGCUUCAACUGCAGCAAAACUGAUGGGUGCAGCAGGCGGUUUGACAGCAUUAUCCAAGAUGCCAGCUUGUAAUGUACUUAUCCUAGGAGCACAGAAAAGAACCUUGUCUGGUUUUUCGAGUGCUGCGGCAAUGCCACAUACUGGGUUCAUUUAUUACAGUGAAAUAGUUCAGAAUAUGCCACCAGAUUUACGAAGGAAAGCUGCUCGAGUUGUUGCAGCCAAGUGCUCUCUUGCAGCAAGAGUUGAUAGUUUCCAUGAGAGCAUUGAUGGUGCCACAGGUCAAGAACUAAAAGAUGAAAUUGAAAAGAAGUUUGAUAAGUGGGUUGAACCUCCUCCAAUUAAAGAAGUUAAAGCACUUCCGAGGCCAGAUGAUGCCCCAAGGAAGAAAAGAGGUGGUCGCAGAGUUAGAAAGAUGAAGGAAAAGUUUGCUGUGACAGAAAUGAGACGACAGGCCAACAGAGUUGAAUUUGGCAAAAUUGGUGAGGAUGUAUAUCAAACAGAUUUGGGGUUCUCUGUUGGAACAUUAGGAAGGAAAGAGAACACUGGGCGUGUGCGUACCCCUGCUGUAGAUAAAAAGACACAAGUAUCUGUAUCAAAGAGACUUCAGCGGAGUCUACAGCAGAGCCAGACAUAUGGGGGACAGUCAACUGUGCGGCGUGCUGCAAGUUCUGUUUCUGGUACAGCUUCAAGUAUUGCAUUUACUCCCAUGCAAGGCCUGGAAAUUGUGAAUCCUCAUGCCGCAGAAAAGAAAGUUGCAGAUGCUAAUGCAAAAUACUUUUCUAGUAGUGCUGGGUUCUUAAAAGUUUCAAAAAAAUAGUAUAGUUAUUAGUGGAUACUGAAUAUUCUAGUUAAACACUAUGGCACAUUCCUACUGUAGUUUAAAUGUUUAUUUAAUGAAUGAUGAAAUCACACUGAUACUAGGAGUAAUGACUGGGAGAUUCUAUAAAGAAAUAUGUAUUCUGAAUACAUUUUUAUUACUCUUAUGCUUUUCAUAUUACAGCAGUGCUUGCUUUUAAAAGUCUGUAAAUACUGGCAGAUGAUAUCUUAUGUGAUUUAUUUGCUGUUUAGAUGUCUAUCUUUGGAAUUAAAAAUGUGAUGUGUACAGUAAUAAUAAACAAUAAUAAACUUCA